This is a messenger RNA of Lodderomyces orthopsilosis Co 90-125, 1314 nucleotides long. RefSeq names its product Ecm331p (gene ECM331). NCBI's taxonomy places the organism in Eukaryota, Fungi, Ascomycota, Pichiomycetes, Serinales, Debaryomycetaceae. The transcript has a single exon. Gene Ontology annotation, biological process: fungal-type cell wall organization. Bases 1 to 1314 code for a protein of 437 amino acids. Gene Ontology annotation, cellular component: fungal-type cell wall; plasma membrane. The record is from RefSeq and is a predicted model, not a curated record.
AUGAAGUUCAAUUUCGUAACAUCAUUAGCCAUCUUGGCCAACUGUGUUUUCGCCGCGGAUGAAACAAACUCUACUACUACAACAUCAAGAUCAACUUCAACCACCACCAAUUCCAACUCAAGGUCAACAUCAUCAUCUUCCAACACUUGUUCAUUCUCAAGAACUACCAUUACUAAUGCCACUGCGCUUCAAGAAUUGACUUCGUGUCCAACUUUGGAUGGAGAGAUUACCAUUUCCGGUAACGAAUUUGCUUCGAUUGAUUUACCCCAAUUACGAGAAAUCGCCGGUGAUGUCACUGUUAUUAAUUCGAGAUCAAUUGUAGCCAUCAACUUGAAUCAAUUGAGAAGUAUCGAUGGUAAAUUAACCAUUACAAAUAUGACUCAAUUAAAUACCAUUGAUUUAUCAAGUUUGAGAAAUUCACGAGAUUUGGAAUUGGUUUCAUUACCUUCCUUUGCAAAUUUAGUCUUGAAUAGUGAAUUGGAAAGUGCUGGAAAAGUUGUCUUGUCCGAUACUGCUUUAACCAAUUUGAAUGGUUUGACUUCAUUCAACAAUAUUCAGUAUAUGAAUAUUAAUAAUAAUAAAAACAUUACUCAAAUUCAAUUCCCCAAUUUGAAAAGUGUUACAGAUGCGUUGAUUUUAAGUUUCAACAAUGACGAUGCCGUGGUUGAAUUGAAUGAUUUGGAAUGGGCAGCUAAUUUAACUAUUCAAUCAGUGGGUCAACUUUCAGCUAGUGAAUUGAGAGCUAUUAAUGGAACUUUACAAAUUAGUUACAAUUUGUUUGAAUCUUUGAAUCUUUCCACUUUGACUUAUGUUGGAUCAAGCUUACAAGUUUUUGCUCAUGAUGAAUUAACAUCAAUUGACUUCAAAAACUUGCAAGAGAUUGGUGGCGAAUUGAGUCUUUUCAAUAACUCAGAUUUGCAUGAUUUACAAAAUAGUUUCCCCAAUUUGGAAGUUAUUGAAGGCGCAGUUGCCAUUAGCGGGGAUAUUGCCAAUUUAUCAAUGAGUAAAUUGGAAAAAGUUAGAGGUGAUUUCCAAUUGAAUUCAACUUCCGAGGAUUUUGAUUGUUCUGAAUUUGAUCAAUUACAUGAUGACGGUGAUAUCGAAGGUAAUAAUUAUAUUUGUUCAACUGCUGUUGAUGAAGAUGAGUUGCAAUCAGCUACGGGAACUACAACUCGUAGUGGUAGUACCUCCACCAGCACCGGAUCAUCCAGUGGAGAAGAUGAUUCGCCAAAUAGAUCAAACGGUGCCGACAAGUUGGUUAUCUCCAGCUUGUUUAUGCAUAUUGGUUUAAUCCUCGCUAUUUCUCUUUUAUAA